Messenger RNA from Acomys russatus (golden spiny mouse), 1082 nucleotides. RefSeq names its product adrenomedullin 2 (gene Adm2). Bases 361 to 816 code for a protein of 151 amino acids. Gene Ontology annotation, biological process: adenylate cyclase-activating G protein-coupled receptor signaling pathway; regulation of systemic arterial blood pressure; positive regulation of heart rate. The transcript is spliced from 2 exons. The record is from RefSeq and is a predicted model, not a curated record. Lineage: Eukaryota; Metazoa; Chordata; Mammalia; Rodentia; Muridae.
GAGCCCCGCCUCCAACUCCAAAGACUACUUAGCGCUGGAAGUGCUUCCCAAGCUGAUCUUCCUCUGGACCCCAGAAGGCGAAAUAACCCAGGAGACCACAACCUGACCCACAAGUUCCGCUGCGCGCUCCGCGAACUGCCAAAAGACCCAGCCCCGCCUGCUGUCUCCAAAUCUCCAAAUCCCCGACAGACAACAGACGCCCGGUACCAACCGACCUUCCUACUUCCCGAGACCCCUACCCGGCGGGCUGAAAAGGGCUCCCCAACUGGUGGGCGAAGAGGGUUGGCUCCAGGCCAGAGUUGCCCUCUGGCAACCCAUUUGCCGGUUUCACCGCAUUCUUCCUUUACAGCCCAGCCCGCCAUGGCCCAGUUGCUGAUGGUCACGGUAACCCUCGGUUGCAUCAGCCUUCUCUACCUGCUCCCGGGCACGCUGUCUGGCAGCCUGGCCAAGGGACUGAGGUUCUCCAGACCCAGAGAGUCCCCUGCCAAGAUUCCUUCCAGUGGCCUGCAGCCUGGACACCUUUCACUCUGGCCGGUAGUCAGGAAGCUUCGUCACGCUCCCCAUCCACAGGGAAGGGGCAACCUGGCCCUUGGCAUGGUUCAUCUGCCUCAGGGUGGUGGUUCACGACACGGACACGCAGGUCCCCAGCGACACCUGAGACCCCGAAGACCCCAUGCCCAGCUUAUGCGGGUGGGCUGUGUACUGGGCACAUGUCAAGUCCAGAAUCUCAGCCACCGGCUGUGGCAGCUUGUCCGGCCAGCUGGCCGUCGGGACUCGGCGCCUAUGGAUCCCAGCAGCCCCCAUAGUUAUGGCUGAGGCGGGUCCUCGAUGGUCCACCUCCUGGAGUGCUGUCCCAGAGCUGCAGCUGAGCUCCACACCCUGGCCCGGUUGUCUGGGGCUCCUGCUGGCAAGCAGUUCCUUGUGGCUUUGGAUAUCAUAAACCUAUAAGGAUACGUGGAUCUAGGCUGUAGAAUUGGCACUGACAGGGGCUUGUGCAUGCCGGAACUGUGCACACUCAGGGUACAGGUGCUUGGAAGAAAUGCUGACGGCACCACAUGCUGCAAAGAACUUGAAAGAAUGAG